Messenger RNA from Diutina rugosa, 1665 nucleotides. It is a transcript of the gene SST2, whose product is annotated as GTPase-activating protein. The record is from RefSeq and is a predicted model, not a curated record. The transcript has a single exon. Gene Ontology annotation, biological process: intracellular signal transduction. Lineage: Eukaryota; Fungi; Ascomycota; Pichiomycetes; Serinales; Debaryomycetaceae. The coding region runs from base 1 to 1665 and encodes 554 amino acids.
AUGGAUCAGGACAAAAUUCUGGGCGCCAAGCUCUUCGAGAUCUUCCUGAUCAUGGUGAUGACGCUCAACUUACAGGCCUCCGGCGGCCGCAUCCGACUCGGAUCGCGCCGGGUCAGCUACGGGUUUACCACGUCGCAGGCGUUGCAAGCGCUAGGCAAUAUGGCGAUGAAAGUGACCACUACUAAUAUUUCAACCACUCUUUCAUAUAAGAUUAAUGCCGAUGUUGGUCGCGAGCUUCUCGCCCGCUGUUUUGACGCUCAUUUGGUGUACUGUCCUGGCGACCGUACGUUGGCCACUGUCUCUUCAGAUAGUACGAUGAUGCAGCCCACGGCUAAGGGAGUGGCUGUCGUGUCUAGAUUUGUCGCUAAGCUCGGCGUGGCACCGGAUAAAUGGCCGCUGAUCAUUACCCUGAACUAUAAUUCGCUCGCCUUAAUCAGUUUCCAACGGAACCCGAUUGACGAUACGAUUUUGCUAAGCCCAAAAUUAAUUCAGUUGAUUUUCUCGUGGAUGAUGGGACCUCAGCCAAACGUGUGGGACCCGUUUAACCCGCCUGACCCUAUUUCUAUUCAACUGGCGCACGGUAACUACCCAGGUUUACCCCAGAAAAGACUGCACCUGAUGCCACAAUCAAUCAGCUCUAGCUCUAGUGCAAAGGCUGAGGUGCUGCCGUAUCACCACCGCUACUAUACCAACCCGGAACUGGACCUGCUAAGCCAGUACUACUCGUCGGCUGCUGGUUUGAGAUUGAUAAAACAUGUAGGUAAAGUAAUCCGGUGCUUUUCUGGGAAAGGGAUAUGCCAAUGGCUCAUGGAUUGUACUGAUCUUGACUCUCCUAGACAGGCAGUGGUGAUUGCUUCACAUAUGGUGAAUAUGGGGUUAAUUCAGGCGGUAUUAGAGUCUCCGCUGAGACUGGCAGAAGGACAGUUUACUCCUCACCGAAGUUGUUAUUACUCCGUUAGUGAGCGUGGUUUGGCAGCGCUUAGAUGGGCUCAGCCACCGCUCAAUCCGUUUGCUGAUUCAAUUAAAGGAAACCCUAGUGACGGGUGGAUCAAAGCGUAUUUUGCUGACGCGUCUCUGGAUUUACUGCUUGGACAAGUGCUUGAAGACCCUGGUUUAGCUCAACUUCUCCAACAGUAUUUAGACCUAGAAUUUGCCGGAGAAAACUUAGAGGCAUACACCAAGUUGUGGUGGUUUGAAAGCCGCAUCGAUAAGCUCGUGAGACUUGUCCAGCGACUGAUGAUUGAGCCCAAGGCGGUGGUGUCGGCGAUCACCGAGUGUAAGCUGACCGCGUUCCAGAUCUUUGUGUGCCACAUUAGUGACGAUCUGCCUUACCCAGUGAACAUUGAGCUGAAACUUAAGGCUCGGGUUGCCCGGUUAUUUGCCGAUCCUGCCCACUUUGACGCUGAAGAAGUGGGUGAGUUUAUCCACACGCCUCAGGAGCUUACGUUUGAGGCCGCCGACCAAUCACGCCCGCCUCUGUACCUGGAAGAAUCGGUCACUGAGGAAGUGUUUGGGCCCAUCAACGAAAACCAGUGCGCCUUGUCAUUAUCGGAAUUGGCUUACUUGGCCCGGUUGGCGAUGGCGUUUCGGGGAGUGAUGAACCACUUGUACCGCGUAAUGGAGACCGAUAACUUCCCUCGCUUCGUCCAACUAUUCAGCAUGUAG